Molecule: messenger RNA, 1074 nt
Organism: Momordica charantia (bitter melon)
Lineage: Eukaryota; Viridiplantae; Streptophyta; Magnoliopsida; Cucurbitales; Cucurbitaceae
Product: coiled-coil protein
Biological process (GO): transcription by RNA polymerase II
Cellular component (GO): nucleus
Molecular function (GO): transcription coactivator activity
Source: RefSeq, a predicted model, not a curated record
AUGUUUCGUUUUUGCAAUUAUUCUUAUUUCUUAGAAGAAGCCGUAGAAUCCUCGAUUUCUCGCAAUCGGAUCUCCAUCGUCGCCCUCGCCGGAGACGAUUUCAGACCUGAACGGCAACCAUGCCGAAGAAGAUGGGGGUAAACAGCAAGGCCGAGGCGGCGAGAGCACGCAAGAGCGCAGUCGAGGUCGAGCGCAAGGAUCGGGAAAAUCGGGAGAAGGUGGAUCAGUACUGGCGCGAAGCUGAGGGUCCCAAGUCUCGCGCCGCCAAGAAGCGGGAGGAUGAAUCUGAGAAGCGUGCUGAGGCUGCGGCUCGCAAGGCGGAGAUUCGCCGCCUGGCCGAGCAGGAGGAUAAGGAACUUGAGAAAGCCAUGAAGAAGCCCGACAAAAAGGCGACUAGGGUUUCGAUUCCGGUCCCCAAGGUCACGGAAGUUGAAUUGAGGAGGCGCAGAGAGGAGGAGCAAGCUGAGCUUCAGAGGAAGGUCGAGGAGGCGAAGAAAAUGCAGAGUCGGACGGCGGCGGAGGAGGAGUACGAGAGGAUGGUGCUCGUCAACAAUACUAAUCGGGACGAUUCUAUUAUUGAGGCCAGGACGGUGGAGGACGCGAUCGCUCAAAUAUCUGUUACGGAUAAUUUGCCUGUGGACCGGCAUCCAGAGCGAAGGCUCAAGGCCUCAUUUAAGGCUUUUGAAGAAGCUGAGCUCCCCAGGCUGAAGGAAGAGAAACCUGGCCUUACACACAAUCAGUACAAGGACAUGAUAUGGAAGCUAUGGAAGAAGUCUCCUGAUAACCCUCUUAAUCAGGUUGCUGAGUGAAUUGGAUCCAUCUCCUUCAACGGUUCUACGUCUGUCUGUCGCAUGUGCGUCGCAUGUUAUGGCACGGGAUUCUCGUAAAUGCAUAUAAAUAGUUUUCGGUCCUGUGUUUUACAAGAAGAAUCAAAAUAUUAUGGACCUUGGUUUCUGUUAUGUUCAAUCAGGCUAAUUUAAGUCUCAGAUUGGUGCUUAGGCGUUUAUAGUGAAUGGAGUUCAUGGAUGAUGGAUCCUUGAGGUUUAAAGAAGUGGUUUUUGAGUUAUGCUUUUA